Molecule: messenger RNA, 954 nt
Organism: Aspergillus clavatus NRRL 1
Lineage: Eukaryota; Fungi; Ascomycota; Eurotiomycetes; Eurotiales; Aspergillaceae
Exons: 1
Coding region: 1-954 (317 amino acids)
Source: RefSeq, a predicted model, not a curated record
AUGGGUGUACUACGUCUACCUCGCCCCACUGGCAUCUAUGUCCCCAGUUCGCCUCGCAGCCUCACCUCCGACAUGAUCUCCUCUCCUCUCUCUCCUGGCUUCAACUUCGACUCGGAAACCGUCACCCCCUCCAUCAUCCCCGCACUCGACUAUAUCUCCGCCAAGCUGCAGCAGAAGAUGAUGCACGUCACGCUGCUCGUCGGCCGCGGGAAGCCAUUCCCCACCGGCCACGCCUCCGACCUCAUGGUCAUCCCCAUUGCCCAUCUCGACCUGCAGUCGUGGCGUACGUUGUGCCGCAUCGUCGCCAAGGGAGCCAAGAAGUUCUCGCUCGGCCAGAGCUGGACCGACGCCCUGACGCGCAGCCAGUUCGAACGGCAAGCCAACGAGUACCUGAUCCAGCAAUCCAUCCUGCAGAACGAGGUCGUCUUCAGCCGCGAGGGCCUGACUCUGCUGAACGUUGACCGCAUUCACACCUUCAAGCGCCGGCUCUGCAUCCUCUCCAACCGCGAGACCGCCGUUGAGGAGCCCUUCCUCGCCUCGUGCGUGCAUCUCCUGCACCGCACCAUCUGCGACUACCAGGGCCGCCCCUUCAGCAAGGCCUUCUUCCACCGCGUCUACGAGCAGCUCGACGUCCGCGACGACCUGCUCACCCGCGUCGCCACCACCUACAAGAAGGAGUACGGCCAGGAGGGCAUCGUGCUGCCCCCGCGACCCAAGCCCGAGUACCCGCGCAAAUCGCCCAUCCGCCCCGUUCGUCAACGCAGAGCACCCGCCGCCUCGCCGGGUGGUAAACCUCUCGUGACCAAGCGGGGGCCUAAGACCCCCCUGUCGGCCUCGGAUGUCACCCCCAUCACGCGCAACGAGUGGAACAUGUUUGUCGGCUCUGGGAUCCGCCAGGUGAACCCGACAGUGACCAAGUGGACCCCGUCUCCGAUUGUGCUGGCCGCGGCGUGA